CCUCUUGUCAAAGUCCGUCUGUCGACAAAAAAAAACCGUGACGUGAAAUUUAACAAAUGCUGCACUUUUUCUUUUUUUCAUAUUUUUCUUUUAAUCAUGUCGUCGUCUGAACAAGACUCCCCAAAAUUCACUGAUGCAUUAAAGACAGUCAAGCUGGAAGACUUCAAGGACGUCAACAAGAUCCCUUGCGCUAGAAACGCUUUAUUAUACGGCAUUGGCGCUGGCGUUGCUAUGGGUAUGGUUCGUUUCGCCACUCGACGCUCCAUUCCUACUGCAGCCAAUUGGGCAGUAGGCUCGUUUUGCGGUGUAUCUGUUGUUUCUUUUGAAGCAUGCCAGUGGCAACGAAAGCAAAAGCUCGAAAAAAUGCGAUUGAUUGUAAAGGCAACUGAUUCUAGACAACAAAGACUUGAUGAAAAGAUGGUUGUGACUGAAAGAGGAAAAAACGGUGCUUUCAAUGUAGUGAUUGAAACUCCUGCUGAUGCUUUAGAGAAGCAAGAUGACCAACAGUAAAACUAGUGACAUUCAAAAAAAAAUCUUGUACAUAAACAAAACAUCA
Messenger RNA from Gilbertella persicaria, 556 nucleotides. RefSeq lists its product as uncharacterized. The transcript is spliced from 3 exons. Gene Ontology annotation, cellular component: mitochondrial inner membrane; mitochondrion. Lineage: Eukaryota; Fungi; Mucoromycota; Mucoromycetes; Mucorales; Choanephoraceae. Gene Ontology annotation, biological process: mitochondrial respiratory chain complex IV assembly. The coding region runs from base 97 to 510 and encodes 137 amino acids. The record is from RefSeq and is a predicted model, not a curated record.